AAUGGUUUGAUGGUGUAAAAUUGGUGUGCCGGUGCAUUUACCUCCUUUUCUUACAGUAUAUUUAAACGUGUGUCGAUUUUUAUAAAAUGUGUUAAAUAUAUAAUUAAUUACGAUGUCUGUUCAACUUGAAGAAUCAUUAUUAGACUUUAAUUUGGAUUUCUUGCAUCAAACAUCUAACAAAAUUUUAAUAGCACCUGAAAAGUAUAAUGAUAAAAAUGAAAAAUGUCGCAUUGCAAUUAAUGUUGCAAAGAAGAAGAUCGUUGCUACUGACUCUUUAAUCAGAAAAUACUAUGAAAAGAAAGAAGAAUUAGAACAACUUGAAAAAGCAUUAUACGCAUCAAAAGAAGAAUGCAAGCAAGUUUGUAUUGAUUUCCGUAAUGUUACAGAUAGAUGUAACCAAUUAGACAAUGAGGUACAAGUUCUAUGUAAUUGUAACCAACAACUCCAAGCAAAAUGCAGCGAGCAAGAAAACCUUGUUGGUGCUAUGCAAUCUCAUGUACAUCAAUUACAGACCCUUGUCAAAGAAAACGACACAGUUAUUGAAGGUUUGAAAAUAGAAAAUCAACUUAGAAAGGCCAAUGUCGAUGAUUGUGAAAAGAGGAUAUCAUUAUUUCAAAAAGAAAACGAUGCACUCUUGAAACAUAUGAGUUUAAUGAAAGAUAUAAUAUUUGGAAAAAGAAAACUUAAUAAACGCUACAAACGCAUUCUAAAUAAAUAUAAUAAAAAUUAUGAGAGUGAUGGAAACGAUUCAGUAUUGGAAGGGACAGAGAGUGAUGAUGAUACAAAUAGUCACUGUAUUUAUGACGACAUUUAUGAGGAAAAGAUACCUGUUAAAGAUUAUGCACCCGAACUUGAACCAGUUAUGGCUAAGAAUGAUAACGAUUUAGAAUCGGAUUUUAGCAAUGAACAAGCUAGUGCUGACACAGGUAGAGGUUCUUCCCUUGCCUUUUCGGACACCGAUAAAUGUUUUCACAGUCCAGACUACUUUAUGGACCAUAGUCCAACUGAUACGGAAGAUAUUACAGAGAAAAUACAGAUUAAUCAUAUUGUUACCAGUCCAAACCUUUCAGACCAAAAGAUUGACAUGGCUACAAAUCCGACACCCGCUAAGCAAUCUAUUUUUUCUCCGACUAAAACCAAGGUACCUUUUGAAGUAAAUGAGGUAAAUGCAUGUACGGAAUUAGGAUAUGACAGUCAAACUAAGAUUAUACUACCUAUAGAACAACAACAAAAUUACAAAGAAAAACAAUUUGACGUCAAUAAGAUUGUUCAUAAAGAUGCAAUUACAAAAGUUUCAGAUGAGACUCUUGCAUGUCAUAAUGAAAGUAGCGAGAAAGAAUGUUUAGAAAUGAAUAAUAGUAAUAAAUUUAAUGAAAAUAAUAGAAGAGAUGGUGAAAUCGAGAUGAUUUUAAGUAAAAUGAGAUUGUCCCAUUCAUUGAUUACUCCCAUACCAACGACUCCAUUAAAGUCGGGAUAUUCUUUAUCUGAUCCUGUGAAUAAAGAGUCGAAUUUGUGUAUGCCAGAUCAUAAUUUCGUAUGCAAAGAUGCACUUAAAGUAAAAGAAGAAAAUUUAUCUCUAAGAGCCAAUCUUGUUAAACUUGCAAAUGAAAUUGAAUCUAUAAAAGACAUAUUAAAAAAUAAGAAUUUAUUGACUCAGCAACAUCUAAUGACCUACAACACCGAGAUAGAAUUUGAUGUUAACGAUGAUAAUAUUAGAAAAUUACCUGCUGAGGUUAAUCAAAAUAAUUCAGAAUCGUUACAUUUGGAAAUGAUGAAUAACAGUAUUUCUGGCGACGAUAGUCCAGUCUUUGAUGAAUGUGAUAUAGUAAAAUCGACCAGGAAAAGUCUUAAACGAUUAAAGUUUGAAGAACCACUGCUGUCGUUACAAAAUGGUUCACCGAGAUUAUUACCGGAAUCUAUUCAAGAAAAAGAUGAUCAAAAAGAAGUCAUAAGUGAUGUUAGAAAUAUCGAUGAUAAUGCCAAUAAUUCUAUAAGAAAAGCUUAUAAACAACGGAAACUAACCAAAUUGGAACGGUUACGACAAAAAUUAGUACCUAAAAAUAAAAUCAAAGCAAACAUUGCACCCAUAGGAAAAUUACGUAAGAAGCACAAGCAUAGAAUAAUCAAUGGCGUGACUGAUAAAGUGGCUAUAUCUUUAAAAAAUAAAAAGGCUUAUGAAAAAGCUGUUAAAAUCAUGGUGGAAUUGAAGUCUCAACAGAAAACUGGAAUCGCGCAAAAGACAAAUAGUUUUGAAAAUAAAGGUAAACAAACUUUUAAGAAGAAAAAUAGUAUACCGAUUAAUAAAUCUCAAUUUAAAAUGAGUUCAAUAAGUGAAAUAUCAACGUCCAAUAAAAAUUUGACAAACCAAAUUGACCAAAAUACCAAAGAUCAGCAAAAUUCCAAAAAAAUAAUUAUUCUUGAGAAUAUACUUUUAACAAAUUCACAAAACUGCAAUGAAAAGAAAAUAUCAUCUCAAGACUCUCUACAUACGUGUCUGACUGAUGUUUCUGCUGCUAAAAACACAAAUAAGGUAACUUUUAACGAGAAAGAAGAUUGUUUAGUGACUACACCAAAAUUGAAAGUUUUACAAGAAGAAAACAUCAAUGUAUCCAAUAUUUCAGCAGAUCGUAAUGACUUUAUUAAUGACAAGGAAAAAGAAAAAAAAAAUAAUGUUAUUGAAGAUAAACAACAAAUGCAAACACAAUAUUUACCUAUCGACAGUAAUACAAAAAUUAGUGUAUCUCCAUGUGCAGAAAAAAUACAGAAUACAGAAGACGAAAAUAAAGUAACAAACGAUUUAAGUGAGGCUUCAAAUGUUCAUACAAAAAAUAUGACGUCAGAAACAGAAAAAAAUGAUAUUACUACACCUUUGGUAAAGCAGCAUGAAUUGCCUAAAAAUUUGAUUACAACACGAAGUCGAACAAAAAUUGCUGAUAGUUCAAGUUCGUGCCAGAUUAAACAUUAUAAUAUUGUAGAUGACCAACUUAAAUUAGCUGAUGAAAUAAUACAGGCUUUGAAUAAUAACGUAGACAUAAAAAAUGAUAUACAACAAAGAGCACGAAAACGUCAAAACAGAAUGUCAGAUGAUAGGUCUGAUAUUGAAUGUAAAAGAAGGUUACGCAGUUCGACUGUACGUGCUCCAUCUACUGAAGAAAAUAUUAAAAUACCUGAAAAUAUUAAGAAUGUGGCGGUUUCAGCUGUCGCUGAUAGUAAUGUUAAGCUUGAUACUGCUUGUGUAAAUCUUUCACAAGAAGAACCUAAAACGAAAGAAGCACAUAGACAAAUACGAGAUAACAUAGUAAGCUAUGACGAUCUUGAUUUAUUUAGUCCAAAUAUUAAACAGAUUCACAGCUCCCAAAAUUCCGCAACCGAAAAAGAAGUUAUGCAUCCUAAAAAUAGUAUUUUAUGUAUGAUGUUAGAUAAAUACGGGAAACGAUCCGCUAAAAACUUUUCAAAGAAGAUUUCAGAUACAGUCAUAAAUACAAUCAGUCAAACUAUUGAAAAUGAAAUCUCUACAAUCAUAGACGCUCCCAGUAAAGAUUCAAAAGAACUUAUGAACGGAUUUGUUGAUAAGAUUAAAAAAUGGAACAACAAACAAUUUAUGGCUGGUUUGAUGCAAUACUUGAAAGAUCCACAACGGAAAAUCGAAUUGUAUGGUAAAACGUGUACACCUCCAGCACCACCCAUGACAAAAUCUGAGCAAAUUCUUUUAUAUGUAGUCGCCCAAUUGAAAAAUAUUUGGACAACUAUUAACGUCGUUGAUUGCUUGCUACAUAAUAUGGAAUACGUGCUAUUCAAACUGAACCGAACACCAGGUUUUGAUACAAUCGAAAGCAUGUCCCACUUCUACGCGAUCACUUGUCGAUAUUUCAAAAUGAAGAGUCGAUUGAGACUAUUCAUGUUAGAUGCAAUGUAUUGCAUCCAGUUCAAAUCGGUGCCGCUUAUUAAGCAGUGUAUGGAAGUAUGGAUGCAUGUUUUGCCAUUGGCGCAUAUGGGAAUUGCAAAAAGUACUCUGGUAACGUGUAUGGUAUAUCUUUUACACUUUUAUAAAUGUGAUGACAAAUAUAAUAGAGUUCAGGAUAUCAGAUAUCUCCUAAAUCGUAAAUACUUCUAUGAAAUUACCGAAUGGAAUGAGCCAAAAAUAAUAGAAAUGUUUAGGAAUGCCAUCAGAGAUGUAAAAGUCAUUCCUAUGGAGAUUAAAUUACUGAGGAUAGCUUUAAUUAUCAUCGCUAAACGCCAUGGUCCAAAGUGGUGUCAAAAAAAUAUAAUAAGAAAUCUGCUAAUACCAAUGAUAGAAUCUGAUGACUACCCUGAAAGAGUGAAGAUAUUCUGCGUAUCAAUGUUGGGGCCGUUGUUAAAAACAUAUCCAAUUGAUAUGAGAGUUCAUUUUGAGAUCGUGAUGAAUAUGCUGUUGGACAUGUUAAAGCGAAAUCCUUCACCAGAGAUGCACGAAGCCAUCUUCACUAGUUUGAUAUAUAUGAGUAGGCAUAACUAUAAUCGUGUUGUGCAUACUCUUCUUACUUGGAAACCACAGCGCAUAUCGCCAGAAUUUGAAAAACUCAUUAGUGAUUUCGUAUGUCAGAAACCCUUAAAAAUGUGGAAAACGACAUUAUCGAAAAUGAACGUCAUGCAAUGAAGAUUUGUGCAUUUAAUUGUAUGGAAAUUGUUAAUUUGGUGUGAUUCAAACAAUUGUUUAAAGACAAAAACUUUUGCAGUUUUAAACUAGCAUUGUAAUUCUUAUUGUGGUUAGGCAAUGUAUGUAAUAUUACUAUUAUAUUUAAAUGUGUACCAUUUAUGUUAAAAUUAUGUAAAUGGAAGUAUGCUGCAGGCUGCAUCACUAUUUUUCUGUUGUAUUCGUUUUGUUUUAAAUUUUUUUAUUUUAUUGUACGACAAGUCAACUGUGAUUAUAUAAAACUACUUCAUUUUGGAAGUAGCUUAAGUACUUUAAUGUGAAUAGUAAAAUGUGGGAAAAAAAAUAAAUAACUACCCUCAUA
Molecule: messenger RNA, 4994 nt
Organism: Diatraea saccharalis (sugarcane borer)
Lineage: Eukaryota; Metazoa; Arthropoda; Insecta; Lepidoptera; Crambidae
Source: the annotation of a GenBank genome assembly